Messenger RNA from Clarias gariepinus (North African catfish), 1582 nucleotides. It is a transcript of the gene eno3, whose product is annotated as enolase 3, (beta, muscle). Gene Ontology annotation, biological process: glycolytic process. The record is from RefSeq and is a predicted model, not a curated record. Lineage: Eukaryota; Metazoa; Chordata; Actinopteri; Siluriformes; Clariidae. The transcript is spliced from 13 exons. Gene Ontology annotation, molecular function: phosphopyruvate hydratase activity; magnesium ion binding. Gene Ontology annotation, cellular component: phosphopyruvate hydratase complex. The coding region runs from base 153 to 1457 and encodes 434 amino acids.
UUACAAGUCACACACACACACACACGCGCGCGUACGCACACACACUGCUGAACACACAGACCGAGCACGCUCAGGUGUCGAGUCCCGAUUGGUCAGCUGAGGUGGAGGAGUGGCAGGUCAGCUAAGUGACGCACCUGAGUGGAGUGUGAGGGAUGUCCAUCACUAAGAUUCAGGCUCGUGAGAUCCUCGACUCCAGAGGAAACCCGACUGUGGAGGUCGACGUGUACACAGCCAGAGGUCUCUUUAGAGCUGCUGUUCCUAGCGGAGCCUCCACUGGUGUUCAUGAGGCUUUGGAGCUCCGAGAUGGAGACAAGACCCGUUAUCUGGGCAAAGGAACUCAGAAGGCUGUAGAUCAUGUCAAUAAUGAGAUCGGGUCCAAACUGAUUGAGAAGAAAUUCAGUGUAGUCGAGCAGGAGAAGAUUGAUAAGUUCAUGCUGCAGCUAGAUGGAACUGAGAACAAAAGUAAGUUUGGUGCUAAUGCCAUUCUCGGUGUGUCUCUGGCGGUGUGUAAGGCGGGAGCAGCAGAAAAAGGUGUUCCUCUUUACAGGCACAUCGCCGAUCUUGCGGGAAACAAAAACGUCAUCCUGCCUGUACCUGCCUUUAAUGUGAUAAACGGAGGUUCUCACGCUGGGAAUAAGCUGGCGAUGCAGGAGUUCAUGAUCCUGCCGGUGGGAGCGCGGAGCUUCAGCGAGGCCAUGAGGGUCGGAGCAGAAGUUUAUCACAACCUGAAGAACGUCAUCAACACCAAAUACGGCAAGGACGCCACCAACGUGGGGGACGAGGGGGGGUUCGCCCCCAACAUCCUGGAGAACAACGAGGCACUGGAGCUGUUGAAGUGCGCUAUAGAGAAGGCGGGGUAUCUGGAUCAGAUCGUCAUUGGGAUGGACGUGGCAGCGUCAGAGUUCUACAAAGCGGGAAAAUACGAUCUGGACUUUAAAUCUCCAGACGACCCGAAACGCCACAUCACAGGGGCGCAGCUGGGAGACCUGUAUAAGAGCUUCGUCAAAAGCUACCCGGUGAUGUCCAUCGAGGACCCAUUUGAUCAGGAUGACUGGCAGAACUGGACGGACUUCACCGCCUCAGUGGACAUCCAGAUUGUAGGAGACGACCUGACCGUUACAAACCCCAGACGCAUCCAGCAGGCGGUGGACAGAAAAGCCUGCAACUGUCUGCUGCUUAAAGUCAACCAAAUCGGCUCAGUGACCGAGUCUAUACAGGCUUGUAAGCUUGCGCAGUCUAAUGGGUGGGGUGUGAUGGUGAGUCAUCGCUCUGGUGAGACUGAAGACACGUUCAUUGCUGACCUCGUAGUUGGGUUGUGCACUGGACAGAUUAAGACUGGCGCCCCCUGCAGGUCAGAACGCUUGGCCAAGUACAACCAGCUUUUGAGAAUCGAGGAGGAGCUUGGAGACAGUGCCAAGUAUGCUGGCCGAGACUUUCGUCAUCCCAAAGUCAAUUAAACUGGGGACCUACACCAUGCUCAUGAUAUCUCACACACACUAUCUAUCUCUGACCAAGACUGUUCCAGCUCCUAAUAAAAUAAUAUCAAUGGUAGGAACUUGUCAAAUAAAAAAUGAGCAAUGGC